Messenger RNA from Encephalitozoon intestinalis ATCC 50506, 807 nucleotides. RefSeq lists its product as uncharacterized. Bases 1 to 807 code for a protein of 268 amino acids. The transcript has a single exon. The record is from RefSeq and is a predicted model, not a curated record. NCBI's taxonomy places the organism in Eukaryota, Fungi, Microsporidia, Unikaryonidae.
AUGGUAUUUUGUAUGGAAAACUUCUGGAGCAUAGUUCCAUGCAGGAGUAAAAGAGAGGAGAAGGUUAUUAAAAGUACCUAUCUAAAGAGCUAUGAGGCAACUCAAAGUGAAUGUGAAUCGGAUUUUUUUUCCGAUAGCGGUGGACUUGACGAAGCACGUGGGAAGGACAACUCCCGACGGAUGAAAAGAAAUGAAAGAAAUAUUUCUAAAAAAAUCCGGAAAACAAGUUCUAGCAUGGUUUCAGAGCCAAGAAUCGAUGAAAAGAAGAAACAAAAGCCAAGGACCAAUAGUACUGUGAGUAGCGAGGAACUUUGGAGUGGUGAGGAUGAAGAAAUAGUUGAUCAAACAGAGUCUUUCAGCGGAUUCAAAGAAAGGAAAAGAGAUAGGAAUAGAAGAGGGAAGUCGGAAGGUAAUAGAGAAGUCUCUUCAGAGGAUUCACACUUUGAAGACAUCCAGGGCCCGAGGAGAUCUUCUAGGACAAUAGAUGCAUCUGCCAAGAAGACCGAGAUACUUGAGAAGUAUAGAAGUAGGAUAUAUCGUGACAACAAAAAAUCCCGCGAUCCCGAGGAUAUUUCAAGGGAAUCUGGAAUCGAAUCAAACGAUUAUGGAAAAGAGGAAAGGUUUUCUAAGUCGCAAGGGCUUAAUAGAUUUGGAGACUCCAAAGUAAAUGAAAGAGAUGCCCGCAACUUUGAUGAUAGCGAAAGCGAAAUCAACUUUAUAAUGGACGUAUACGACAAAUCAUCACUGAAUAAUAGCUUGAGAGAAAAGAUGUUUGAAUACCUUAACCAAAUAGGGAGGAAAGGAUAA